Messenger RNA from Fusarium sp. VM40, 408 nucleotides. Lineage: Eukaryota; Fungi; Ascomycota; Sordariomycetes; Hypocreales; Nectriaceae. The record is from the annotation of a GenBank genome assembly.
AUGAAAUUCACUCUCCUCACCCAAGUUGCUCUGGCCAUCUCUUCCAUUACUGGAGCUGUGGCUAAUCCUACUCCUGACUCCUCCACUGGUUCUGCUAUCGACAAACGGGCCUGUUCAUUGGCCGUCCAUUACACCAAAGUCUGGGUCAAGACCGGCUUGGAUAGAUAUCGAAUGUGGCUUGUCACUUCCCCUCGCAACGACCAACAUCUCCAACUUUUCUGCGAGGCAGGGCACGCUGCCCUCUAUUUUACAAACCAACAGUGCUUCUGGGGGGAUGAUGGAAAGUACUACAUUGAUGUGAGCGUGGCUCGAGGUCCUGCGGGACAUAAGUACAUUGAAGACACAUUUAAGGCGAUGUGUGAAGACUUUGAAAGGCUCACCGGAUGUGGAACAAUCAGAGAUUUCUAG